UCCUCUUUUACUUCUAUUAAACCUCUAAAACCCCCACAUUUUUCUCCAUCUACAACUCUCUUUCAACUACUCGGCUGCAAAUCGACGGGUUCUUCGGUGUGGUUUUUACUGGAAAAAUGGUGGAGGGAGGUAAGGGAUCGGUGUUUCCGGUGAUAUUUUUCGACGGGGAGAGGGAGAUGAACAUUGGCAACAUCAGAAUUCAACCGACGCUGGUAUUCAAGCCUUUUCAGUUGAUGAUCAGUGAGAGAAUCGGGAUUUCACCGAAUCAGAUUUCAAUUUACUUAUGUGAUCGUAAAGGCUCUAAUAAUAGGUUCGAGGAUCGAAGGAAAAUGCCUGUCACAGGUAAAGCGAAUUUCGCUGUGAUUUCUCGUGAGAAGAAUUGUUUCUUCCUUGUUGUCAUGAAGCGUUCUAAGAAAGCACGGAACAGGAAGAUGAAGUCUAACAGCAUGGAGUUCGGAGAGUUUUUGGAGGAAACUGUGUUUUCACAUCUCUCUUCGUCGGAGAAUCUGAUUCUCCUGCGUCGAAACCAGACGGAAGUGAAUCAGUUAUAUGAUCGAAUUACGCAGAUGGAAUUGACGAGCAUGAAUGAACGUGUGCAGAAUCUACAGCUCCAGAGGGAAACUUUCGAUCUAGUAAUGCAGAAUUCGAAUCCGAAUCUGAUGCAUUUGAAUAAUCCGAGUUCAUUCCCGAGGAUCCAAGAUACUUUUCCGACGAAGAAAUCACUCUGCUAUGAAUGUGCGAAUACGAGCUCCAACGGCGAAACGCCGACGUUCCACCACUGCAACAACGACGCUGUGCUUGUUGGUUCGUUCAGGAGCCGUUCUGGACCGAUUAAUCGGCCUGCAAAACAAUCUCUGUGAAACCGUUACGCCUUUCUUGUGUACAGACUACAGAAUUAGGCAGAAGUGGUAUAAUCAGCUGCGCUAUGGUACAUGGUAUGUUUUAGUUAGCCUAAAAAAGAGCAAAAUAGAUUAGCAAAAAUAGAAAUUACAGACGUGAAGAAUGUCAAUUAGUACAUAAAUUGGCUUAGGAUAAAUACAAUUGACUGGUGGAUAGAGGAGGUUGGCGCAACUGUUGAAUUCGGAUAAAUAAGCUUUGACGCAAUUUUUAAAGUUCCGACAUAUGUAGCGUGCUUGCAUUUAUCCAUCCUAUUAUUGGUAUGAAUAAGAUGUCUCGAAAAUGUUUGAUAA
Messenger RNA from Solanum stenotomum, 1190 nucleotides. RefSeq lists its product as uncharacterized. NCBI's taxonomy places the organism in Eukaryota, Viridiplantae, Streptophyta, Magnoliopsida, Solanales, Solanaceae. The record is from RefSeq and is a predicted model, not a curated record. The coding region runs from base 117 to 860 and encodes 247 amino acids. The transcript has a single exon.